AUGGUUCCGCCGUCUUCUCCGCUCUGUGGUAAUCGCCAGCAGACUCUAGCUAAUACUAAUGAGGUCGCCCUUGAACAGCCCUGCCUCCCAUGUCUUAGUCGAGCGAUAGCUGGUCGGCCGCACCGUGUCGCCCGUGUCGCUGCUGGUGUGUCGCUGCUUUUGGAUGAUCUGGUCCAACAGCGACACGUAAGCGUCGAUGCACUCGUCGACCGUCAUGCGCAGCGGACCGAGCAUGAUUGCUAUGAGCCUGUGCUUCUCGUCAGCGGUGCAUUCAGCAUGGCAGGGCAGUCACUAUUGACCCGCCAGUGCUGGUACCCCCGAUCAAGUCAAAGUAGUCGCAAAGGCUUCAGCGGUGAUUCCGGGUCGAUGAUCUCCAUCAGUUGCUUCAAGGUCUGCAGCGUCGACAGGCCGCGGACGCCACCGCCAUCAAGAGCGAGCAGGCGAAGGUCACUUUCGGGCAUGGUUGGAGAUAUGGAUAGGGGUCAACGAAAGCGUUAGUCUGGAGGAGGGAUAAACAAACGUGCACAACGCCAGAAGGAAGCAAACCUGCG
Messenger RNA from Lindgomyces ingoldianus, 551 nucleotides. RefSeq lists its product as uncharacterized. The transcript has 3 exons. Lineage: Eukaryota; Fungi; Ascomycota; Dothideomycetes; Pleosporales; Lindgomycetaceae. The record is from RefSeq and is a predicted model, not a curated record. The coding region runs from base 1 to 498 and encodes 165 amino acids.